AUGACAAGGAUACUGGUCACCGGAGCGGCUGGUCAGAUCGGAUCAGAACUCGUUCCGGCGCUUCGGGAGCAGUACGGGAGCAAGAACGUCGUCGCUGCGGGGCACCGUACUCCGCUGCCUGGUGCCGUGCGGGACGGCGGGCAAUCCAUCACCCUCGACGUGACGGUCCAAGCUGAUGUAGAGGCCACGAUACGUGACCUCGGCAUUGACGUGAUCUACCACAUGGGGUCGAUACUGUCCGCCCUUGCGGAAGCGAACCGGCAAACGGCCCACGCGGUCAACAUCAACGGGCUGUACAACGUGCUCGAGGCCGCCCUGUCCUGCGGUGUAUCCCAGGUAAAUGUUCCAAGCUCGAUUGCGGCAUUCGGCCCGGACACUCCGACAGUGGAUACGCCAAACGAGACGCUACAGCGGCCGAACACGCUCUAUGGAAUCUCCAAGGUCUUUGGGGAGUUGCUCGGAAAUUACUACUUCGAGAAGUUGGGGCUGGACGUUCGUGGCCUACGGUUGCCGGGAAUUAUCAGCUGGAAGACGGAGCCGACGGCUGGGACAACAGACUAUGCUGUGGCGAUCUUUUACGGCGCUCUAAGGGAGGGCAGGUACGAAUGCUACCUUGGGCCUGAUUCUAGACUUCCGAUGAUGUACAUGCCGGACUGCAUCAAGGCGAUAGUGGACCUGGCAGAGGCGGACGUAUCUAAACUCAGGCAUCACGCCGACUUCAACGUGGCGUCGAUCAGCUUCACUCCGGACGAGUUGGCGGCGGCUAUCAGGAAACGGAUUCCUGACUUCGACAUCGAGUACAAUGUAGACCCACUUCGACAGGGCAUUGCGAACUCGUGGCCCGAUUCUCUGGACGACACCGCUGCACGAGAAGAGUGGGGCUGGAGUCCCACCUACGACCUCGAUGAGAUGGUGGACGACAUGCUCGAGAAUCUCUCUGUGAAGCUGGACAUACAGCGCAACUGA
Messenger RNA from Geodia barretti, 966 nucleotides. NCBI's taxonomy places the organism in Eukaryota, Metazoa, Porifera, Demospongiae, Tetractinellida, Geodiidae. The record is from the annotation of a GenBank genome assembly.